CUCAGUGAAAUUUCCUGUGUAUGCAACUCUCUUGCUCCUUCUGUCUCAGGGUUGCUCAGAGUAUGCGUGUAAGACACAGGAGAGAAAAAUCCUGGAGAAGGGCUAGCUCCAAUUUCAGUGAGUGAGGAUGGAUGUUUACCACAGUCAUUCAAUGGACAGUGUAUGGAAGGGCUGGGUGCUGCCAAUCGCUCUCUACUUGGCUUUCUACCAAGAACAGACAACAGCUUUCAUGAUCACCACUCCUUACUCACUCUACGUCUGCCCAGAAGGACAGAAUGUUACCUUGACAUGCAAGCUCUCUGGGCCACUCUUUGCUCGACAUGACUUGCUUUACAAAAUUUGGUACUUCAGCAGCAAGGGAGAUCAAAGCUGCUCUGAGAAGCAACAUAUCCGCAAUGUAACCGAAAGGGACCUGCAUCAUGAGCCAGGGAAGCAUCAUAGCAAUGUCACAGAAAGGUACUUCCAUGGAAAACAAGCAAACCACCAUGGGCUGGAGACCACCUCGGACCACCAGGGGACAUUUCAUAUCAUCAUGAUGAAUCUGACUCUGCAGGACAGUGGCAAUUACUGCUGUUACGUGGUAGAGACUAAAAAGGAACAUGGCAAACAGUAUACCAAGCAAGUGGCCCAUGGCUUCAUGGAACUCCGCAUACAGAAAGCCAGAGAAGCAUUUCCAAACUGCACAGUUCAUCCUGGUGCCAGCAAACAGAAAGAAAACAUCACAGCAGCUGCGCUGGCAACAGGGGCAUGCAUUGUGGGCAUUCUCUGCUUGCCCCUCAUCCUGAUCCUCAUUUACAAGCAGAGACAAGCAGUCAACAGCAGGCGUGCUCAUGAACUUGUCAGAAUGGAGAGUAAUGCUCAAGGCAUUGAAAACCCUGUCUUUGAGGCUGUUUCAUCCACAAAUACAGAGUCCAGGCCCAAGCCGCAGAUGAUGUACAUUGCCAGCCGCCAGCAGUCAGAAUCAGGGCGGCACCUUCUCUCAGAACCAAACACUCCGCUGUCUCCUCCAGGCACAGGAGAUUGUUUCUUCCCAACACUGGGGAGUUCUCACCAGCCAGUGAGUCUCUGCAGUGCUCGAGUUCCAGGUGUGGACUAGCAAUGUUAAACUGGUGGACACACUUGUCAGUCCAUUAUCCCUGCCCCCAGAGUAUCCCCAUAUUAAUCUCCCAGAGCCGGCCUGACAUUUCACAUCCUGUUACUACUAACAUAGUAGAUGCUGUUACACAUAGGGAAAGCUAACUCAACUCAAUACCUGCUAGAGAAAAAAAAUCCUGCCAGUUUCCCUAAGAAAUGUUGCCUCUAGGAGAUUUAAAAUUGUGAGCCAUGGAACAUUAGGGACUGACCCAAAGCCCAGUGAAGUAAAUGGAAGUCUUUCCAUUAACUCCAACAAUGUGCUUUGGAUCAGGCCCUUAGUUCCCUUUUCCUGCCACCUUUGCACCUGUGACAUUUGGCUGAAUCAUUCUGCUAAAGAUGCCUGAAAACGGCAAGGUAUGCCCGCAGCAGCUUGGAUCUUCUAGAGACUUGUCUAUAAUGGGGGAAGAAUUUUCUGUUAAACACAUAAAACCACAGCUA
Molecule: messenger RNA, 1572 nt
Organism: Dermochelys coriacea (leatherback sea turtle)
Lineage: Eukaryota; Metazoa; Chordata; Testudines; Dermochelyidae
Gene: VSIR
Product: V-set immunoregulatory receptor
Exons: 7
Coding region: 128-1096 (322 amino acids)
Biological process (GO): positive regulation of regulatory T cell differentiation; regulation of immune response; negative regulation of CD4-positive, alpha-beta T cell proliferation
Cellular component (GO): plasma membrane
Source: RefSeq, a predicted model, not a curated record